Messenger RNA from Boleophthalmus pectinirostris (great blue-spotted mudskipper), 4047 nucleotides. RefSeq names its product polycomb protein SCMH1-like. The transcript has 8 exons. Gene Ontology annotation, molecular function: protein binding. The coding region runs from base 357 to 1616 and encodes 419 amino acids. Lineage: Eukaryota; Metazoa; Chordata; Actinopteri; Gobiiformes; Gobiidae. The record is from RefSeq and is a predicted model, not a curated record.
UUUGCAGUAGUAGUAAUAGUAGUAGCAGUUCCUUUGUUGUGGACCAUAUAGUGCCGGGAGAAAACUACUACUACUACAACAAAAACACAAGGAAGUAGCAAAAGAUUGAAGGAUAAUUAUUAGGAAGCCAUUUAACAUUUGAAUAACUGAAGCGUAAAAGUGUUUUGUUUGUGGUUCUUGUAACAAAAAGCAGAACCAGGAAACGGCUGGCUUGAGAAACUUACAUUGUCGGGAAAUACUUUUUCUCCAACUUCUGCUGUUGGAGGACUUCUGUCACUUUGCCCAGUGCGCUCCUGGCUCCUGUCUCCUCCUCUUCCUCUCUCACCACUCGGCGCUCGUCACACAGCUCCUCCUUCAUGCAGACCUCGUACCGCCUGCCCCACCCCUUACCCCCCCUCCCGGUGCGGAAGGGGGUCCGGGGGAGAAGACCCAAAUCCCAGACCAUCGCCCUCCUGAAGGCCGCGGCAGAGGCAGCAGCUGCAGAGGCGGCAGCAGCCUCUUCUUCAUCGGUCAAUGGGAAUGGACUGUCCAGUAAAAGCCCCCCCAGGACCAACAUCUCCACAGGGGUAACACUGGCCCCCCGACCACACAAGAAGAGGGGUCCGAAGCCAGGCAGCCGGAGGAAGUCCCGCCUGGUCCAGUCUUUAGGGUCCUCCCCAGUCUCACCGUCUCCUUCAGAGACCAGACUCAGCUCCAGUCUAGUCUCCAAGGACAGUAACCAUAGCAACGGGUCCAAUGUCGUCUGCACAGUAUGUGUGUAUGUGAACAAACACGGAAACUAUGGUCCAAACCUGGAUCGUAAACUGGUCCAGCAGCUCCCAGACCACUUCGGCCCAGCCCCGGUGAACUCGGUGCUGCAGCAGGCAGUCCAGGCGUGUGUGGACUGCACCUACACGCCGUCCUCUCUGCUCACCUUUCUGCAGAGCCAGUCCCACAGCGGAGGAGAGGUCAUCAGAGUUCGGUCAGACCAUGGUAUCCGAUACGUGAAGCUCCCGUCUGUGUCCAGUGCCUCGUCCGUGCUGCGCUUCCUGGAAAACCUCUGCUCACAUCUGGAGAGCGACUGUGUGUUCAGCUCACAGCCUUUCAGCCCGUUCACAAACAACACACGCUACUACGAGAGGAGCAAGUCAGAAAACGGUUUGUCCAAUGAGAACUCUUCAAAGGACAGCACUCCCAUCCCUCGUCCUCCUCACAAUAACAGCGCUGACUAUCGAGCGGCAAAGAAAGAGCGAGCUUUUUACCACGGCCACGCCCAGCAGACUCCGCCCCCUCUGCGGCGAGUCAACUCCAAUCCCUCCGACAUCACCCCAGCACACAUCACCAGAAGAGUGGAAGCUCCCAGCUCUACUACAGGCCCAGACCAUAUGAAGCAGGACACAGAGACCUCGGGAAAUGAUGCCUCCUCCUGGACAGUGGAGGAAGUGAUCCGGUUUGUCCAAGAGGCAGAUCCCCACACUCUGGGUCCACAUGUAGAUCUGUUCAGGAAACAUGAGAUUGACGGGAAGGCUCUGAUGCUGUUACGCAGCGAUGUCAUAAUGAAGUACAUGGGACUGAAACUGGGGCCUGCGCUUAAAUUGUGCCACCACAUCGAGAAGCUAAAACACUCCAAACCGUGAAACAACAAGGAACAAUCUCCCUGGAAACCAAACAAAGUAUUUCAUAUGAACUGCAAACACGUGCACCCUCACCUUCAACUUUACUGAACUAAAACAACAAGCAUGACGUCUGGAUUUUAUUUCACAACAAACUGAAGGAUUUAUUUAUUACCAUUUCAGUUUCUCAUAAACAAUAAUACAAAUACUGUUAUCACCACUGAUAUGGAUAACAUUGAUGGUAUUGGAUUUGAAUGCCUUUUUCCCAUUGGAUCCUGCAGCACAUAGCAAAUCUAGUCUAUGGGAGUCCAAACUCUGGUGGAUCAAGUUUUGAAGCAAGAUGCACACUUAUAACUAUAUAUUGUGUUCUCAUUGUAAUGUAAAUGCCUUUGACAACUACAAACAGAUCAUGUAUUGUUUUGUUGUGCCUGCUUUGCCAGAAUCUAUGAAAGGACAUUGUAUUCUCAUAACAGACAGGUUUGAUUAAAGGUGCACUGUGUAACUUCUAAGGUGGAGGGCUGGCUACUUUCUUGAUGGAGAUGCAUGAAAUGUUUGACAAAGUAUGGUAUUAAACUUAUCUGCCUUGCCUGUAUUCAAUUACUGGUGUUUUAUAUCUUAUAUAUAUUGAAAAACAUGAAUUUUUACUACGUGUGGGUUUGCUUUUCCAUAGAUCUGACCAGUAACUUGUCUCCAUUGUGAUAACCAAGUUUAUUUCCAUACUGUAAAAGCAACCACAUGUCCAUGGAGACACACAGGAGACAGAUCCUCCACCAUAAAAGUUACACAGUGCACCUUUACGUUGAGAACUACUUACUGCAAAUACAGUAUAUAAUUUUGUUGAAUAUUGCAAUAAAAGUGUAUUUUGUCAGUGAAUAUGCAAAGUCAUCACAAAUAUAGCUCACCAAAUUAAUAGACAAUUGAGAGAUUAGUGUUCAAUUACCUGUUUAUUCUGUUUUAAUUUUAGUAUCACUGGAUUUGGUUGUCAACUUAAAUAUAAAAAUGUAUUCUAAUGUUUGUCUAGUAUUUGCCAUGAGGUAUAUUGGCCAUGGUCACACUGCAGUCAGAUGUUGCUAAAACAAUUAAGCUAAGUAACUGGGCUAUUAACUUUUUAAAAACAACACAGUAGGAGAUGCAUUUACCUUGUUGACAUGUUUUGGCUGCGAGCUGCCAGAACGAGACGGUAAAUACACCUACUCUACUGUCUUUAAAAAGAAAUUAAAAUAUAAAAGAAGACAAAAUCAAAGUAUUUGGAUAAGUAACUGUACUGUAUAAAUUUAUUUUGAUUUGGACAAAAAUAUGGGAGUAGGGCAGGGCAGUUAAUAGAUUCAUAAUUGAGGUCGAGAGUCAUUUUUAAUUUUUAUUUUACUGCCCGUAAAAGUGGAGAGGAAGGAGUUUAUACAUGUACACUUCUUCCUAUGCCUUUUUGAGAAUAAUUGUACUUUUGCACAACUUUUAUCAUAAUAUUUCAUAUGGUUUAGAAGAUGUUUUAUCAGAAUUUUGACUUUGGAAGUAGAAAUUGGGCUUUUUGUUUGUUAAAAGGCACUGACUUUUAUUUAGUUUUUGAAAAGAAACAAUAAAACUGAAUUGAAAAUCAAGAUAAAUCAUUAUGAGGAAAACACUAUUACCCAGCCCUAAUUCGAUGUUUAAAUGCACAAAACGUUAUAUUAUAUGUGUACACAUUAAUGUUGAAAUACAAUGACAGUACCAUUUAUAAGAAUAGUACUGACAGUAUAUUAAAUCAGAUUUUAGCGAUAACAUUUGGAUGCAAUGUGAACGUGGUCAAGGCACAGAAGAAUACACAAGACCAAUGCAAGCAAGAAGAGUGUACUGUACUAUAUUUACUAUUUAAUGUUUCCAAUUAUAACUGUGAUGUACAAUGAGAAAUCUAAUAUUUUUGGGAACGUUACAUAGAGACAUUUGAACUGAAAGGAUUGACUGAAGUGACUGGGAUACUGCAAGUUUGAGCUGUGUACAUAAACAGGGACUUUGUAUAGAGACAAAAGGUUGUUUUUGAUAUGGUUUUAUACUGUAAGAAAGCAUAUUAACCUGUAUCAAGCGUAUGUGUAUCAGCUUUUCUGCCUGAAAUACUCUUGUGUCAUAUAACUACCUACAGGAUGGUGUUUUGUCAGUAAAUAUAAUCUUAAAUAUUGCUUUGUUUUUCCAUGGCAGAAAAACUCAUUUUCUGAACAUUUCAGAAUCAUUUAUAAACCAAACCUGCCUGUUGUAGUUCUUGCUUUGGCUCUCCUGUAGUGUGAUGAGUUAUACUUGAAACCAUAUUGCUUUAACGUGAAUCUCAGGUUUUAGUAGGGCUUGUUUUAAGAGGUUUUUCUUUUGUUUUUCUUUAUUACCAUAGACAGAAUACGCUGUAAUCUGCUAUGUUUAUGCUUUUGCCUCACCAUCUGUCCAUGCCAUUUCAUUUGUAAAUAUAAAACUACUUUUUACCGGAAGUUCAAAA